AUGCAACUGCAACGAGCACAACGUUGCCGACUUUUCAGGAAACCAGACUUUCGACCUUGCGAAGACGCGGCACUCAACUUCACUAUCCCAUCCAGACGUGGGGUUCCAAGCUCGAAUCGGCCUCGGAGCGUCUACAACGCAGGAGAGUCCGACCCCCGAAAGGAGGCCGGUCCCAUCGACCACGGAGACGCUCUAGCGAGGGAUGAACAUAGGACUCGCCCAUCGUCAGACAGGACCUCUACGAGGACAAAAGCACCAGCAACAACCGCGGUCUCCUCUGAACUCGAGCUGCCUCAAGCACCAGAACGAAUUCCAGUACGAAGCUGCGUCGAGCGAGAUUGA
Pseudozyma hubeiensis SY62 is the source of this 342-nucleotide messenger RNA. Its product is annotated as nod factor export ATP-binding protein. The record is from RefSeq and is a predicted model, not a curated record. The transcript has a single exon. The coding region runs from base 1 to 342 and encodes 113 amino acids. NCBI's taxonomy places the organism in Eukaryota, Fungi, Basidiomycota, Ustilaginomycetes, Ustilaginales, Ustilaginaceae.